This is a messenger RNA of Ceratina calcarata, 2021 nucleotides long. RefSeq names its product glucosylceramidase-like. The transcript is spliced from 8 exons. Gene Ontology annotation, molecular function: glucosylceramidase activity. Gene Ontology annotation, biological process: glucosylceramide catabolic process. Bases 315 to 1874 code for a protein of 519 amino acids. The record is from RefSeq and is a predicted model, not a curated record. NCBI's taxonomy places the organism in Eukaryota, Metazoa, Arthropoda, Insecta, Hymenoptera, Apidae.
GUUAUAUAGCACUGUGAACUUUCCAUGGACAAUUAACUUCGCUAGUGGACUGCCGCUGCUGUCGCGUCGCCUCGUCUCGCGUCGUCAGCGAGUAAUUGAAUGUAUCCGGUUCUGAACGCGACCAACUCCAAAGCGACGAGCGAAUACGUGUAUUUGGAGACUAUUCGAAUAGAAAUUCGUCCGCGUUUUGCCCGAUUCAAAUUUCUGUUUCGGUUCGCAUUUUUAUCGAACACAUUUGGGAUACCAUCGUGUCUCUUAACUCAGUGAUCUUGGAGAAAACUUCAUCGCAAAACGGACAUCGUCAGUUCUAGCAGAUGUGGACGAAGAACAUGUGGACUGUGUGGAUAGCGGCAUCCCUUCUUGGGUACAUCCAAUUGCUUGUUCAAGGUGAUGCUAACGAAUGCGUGCCGCGCAGUUUCGGAACCGAUAGACUGGCAUGUGUUUGUAAUGCAACAUACUGCGACAGUACGCCCGAUAAUGAGCCAAAAAUACCUGAAAAAGGAGCCUUCUAUUGGUACGUCUCUAGCAAAGCGGGACUUAGAGUGAGCUUGAUAAAGGGAAACAUCAGUGAAAACUGCAAAAACGAAUCAAGCUCUAAUCCUGUUCUGAAUAUAAAUACAACCAAGAGAUAUCAAACGAUCCUCGGCUAUGGUGGCGCGUUUACAGACUCGACUGGAAUAAACAUCAAGAAACUCAGUCCGGCUACACAAGAUCAAUUAAUUCGGGCGUAUUACGAUCCGAAAGUUGGAAGCAGGUACUUGUUAGGUCGUAUCCCAAUUGGUGGGACCGAUUUCUCAACGAGACCGUACACGUACGAUGACCACGAGAACGACACUACGCUGGCACAUUUUGCGCUGGCCAAAGAGGAUUACGAUUACAAAAUACCAUACAUUAAGAGGGCGCUCGAACUAAAUCCUGAUGUGAAGUUUUUAAGCGCUGUGUGGUCACCUCCAAUCUGGAUGAAAACAAAUGAAAAGAUCAACGGAUUUUCUUUCUUGAAGGAAGAAUAUUAUCAAAUUUAUAGCGAUUACAUAAUGAAGUUUCUGGAUGCAUACAAAGACAAUGGGAUUAAAAUGUGGGCAGUUUCGACCGGUAACGAGCCAAUGAGUACCUACGUACCAGGCAACAAACUUAGCGACUUGGGAUGGACACCGAGAACUAUGGGCAAAUGGGUCGUCGAGAAUCUCGGCCCGACCCUCGCUAAUUCUAAACAUAAUGACACGCUGAUCAUUGCUCUAGACGAUCAGAGACUCAGUAUACCUUGGUUCAUGUACAUAUUAUAUGAAGAGCACGAGGAAGCGAAGAACUAUAUUUCCGGAACGGCUGUCCAUUGGUAUUUCGAUUACUUAGUAAGACCCGUGGUACUGGACAGUCUGCGUGACUUAAAUACGGAUAAAUUUAUUUUUAUGACCGAAGCCUGUAUAGUGGGAGAAGUCGAAACUGUUCUUAUUGGAUCAUGGGACCGUGGAGAAAGAUAUAUUUUGAGUAUAAUAGAGUACAUGAAUCACUGGUCCAUCGGUUGGGUGGACUGGAACUUGGCUUUGGACAAAGCGGGUGGCCCGAAUUGGAUUAACAAUUUCGUCGACGCACCCAUUAUCGUAAAUCCAGACACCGACGAGUUUUACAAGCAACCAAUGUACUAUGCGUUAAAACACUUCAGCAGAUUCGUGGACAGAGGUUCGGUGCGGGUUUCAAUUACCGAUACCGACUCAGUCAAAUCUACAGCCUUUGUCACGCCCUCGAACGAAGUCGUCAUCGUCUUAUACAACAAAAAUGCUACUGCAGCAAACGUUGCACUGAACGAUGAAAAUGGACGGUCCAUUUGUUUGGAACUACCCGCUAAGUCCAUGAGCACUGUGAUCUAUGCACUAUGAAACUUACAUACAAUUAACCGCAGCCUUGGUAUUUAAUAGGCGAACAUUAUUUUUAGAAAUUACGCGCACUAUCUCCGAUCUAAUUACCGAUUGUAACGAAUAUAUUUUAGAAUUAUAAUACAAGCAAAUAAAAAAUUGUGAAAUAAA